Molecule: messenger RNA, 424 nt
Organism: Abrus precatorius (Indian licorice)
Lineage: Eukaryota; Viridiplantae; Streptophyta; Magnoliopsida; Fabales; Fabaceae
Product: mitochondrial protein pet191 homolog
Exons: 4
Coding region: 98-313 (71 amino acids)
Biological process (GO): mitochondrial respiratory chain complex IV assembly
Cellular component (GO): mitochondrion
Source: RefSeq, a predicted model, not a curated record
CCUAUCCUUAGAAAUGAAGAUGGAGGAAAGUUCAUACCUUUCUGUGAGAAAAAAUAGGUGCUACAAGAGAGGUGAGAGAGACGUGAGGUGAGGGACGAUGUCCAAGUCUUGCAAAGGGUUGGCCAUGGAGCUAGUCAAGUGUCUCAGUGAAUCUGAUUGUGUCAAGGUUGAGAAGAGAUCAUAUAGGGAAUGUGCUGGGGAGAAGACUCCAUCAAUACCCAGUGAGUGUGUGGGACUAAGGGAAACCUAUUUCAAUUGCAAGAGAGGCCAGGUUGACAUGAGAGCUAGGAUUCGUGGAAACAAAGGCUACUAAUGAUCCCACCAUACAUUGGAAAGCUCUGCAGUUGUACUGUCCAGUUCUGGCUCUUUCAAUAUCUGGUUCAAGAUGAAGUCAACACUCGUGAAAGAUGGUGAAUCAAAGAAA